AUGUCUGUGCUCACUUAUGUAGUUCUCAUCUGUUUUGCUAUUUUUGGUAUUCAGUAUUGGUUGAAAAAUAAAAGCUAUAUUUUCCAGGCAAAAGAUAUUGAAAAGAUAGCAAGACACCAUGUCGGAAAGGGUAAGUAAUAGGUUUUGUAAUUAUGUUUAUAUACUGUACCUGGCCCGGGUUGUUCAAACGUUCGAUAGCGCUAUCCUUCGGAUAAAAUUAAUUAAUCACUAUCUAGUAAAUAAGUAUUCAGGAAACCAAUUGCACUAUCCACUGGAUAGCGCUAUCCAGCUUUUGAAUUACUGGGGCCUGGGUUUCAGCAGAAAUUACAUGUAUUAGCUCUUCCAAAGUUAGCUUGAUACUCACUCAACGGUCGAGCAUUGUUUUGCUUUCUUGCUUGCAUUUUAGGAAUCCGUUGGUACUUUGUUUGCGGGCCAACGAAUCAAACUUCUGGCCCUGUGUUGUCCUACAUAUAGUAAUCGGCUGAUGCCGCUUAUCCGACGGGCUACCGACAGACACUUCAUUAGCAUAAGAAUUCGGAUUUUGCAUGAAUUCUUGCUAAAGAAGAAAAUACUGUAUUUAACGUUGUCAUAGUUAACAUAGUCGAGUCUCCUUCGCAGCCGUUUUUGUCUCGUCACGCAACGCUCCUCAUUUUUUGCGUUACGUGACGAGAAGAAAACGACCAAAAACGGCUGCGAGGGAGACUAUAGUUAACAUGAAACGAAUAAUUCUUGUGAAGUCAUCCCUUAAUAGUGAUCUUCACUGAAAUAAUAAUUUGUGUACCAUCUCUUAUUUAAACAGAUAAAAGUAUAUCUGCCACAUUUUCCAACAUUGCAUUAGAAAUUGAAAGAAAGUAUCCUGGCCAUGUGUUGCCUGAGGAGGUCAGAGAAUGGCUGUUUAUUAAUGCAGGUGGCUGGAUGGGAUCAAUGUAUGUCUUACAUGCAUCACUUACAGAAUAUGUCCUGUUCUUUGGAACAGCUUUGGACACCCAAGGACAUUCAGGUAUAGCAGUUUGUACAGUUGCCACCCUCAGGUACUGUAAGGGAAUCCUAAUUCAGAAUCUGGGAAAAUUUUGCUUGUGUAAUCCAGAAUCCUGGAUGAAUCAGUGCACGACUACAACGUGAGAAUGCCUAAUUUCAUUUGAGGAUUUAUUUUUAAAAAAGGGGCGAUGAAGUUUUCCCUUUCUUUCUGAAUUUGGGUAUGGUUCUUAGCCUUCUUAGAACUAAGCAUGUUGGAAUAAUGGUGAUAGAGAUUGAAAGAAUGCAAAUUCACUUUUUAAGUGACGUUUUUUUUCACUGUGCCGUCGCUAUCGUGGUUAUACAGAAUAUCCUUAUUUUUCAGCGAGAUAUAGGCUUUCAAUGAAAAAUAAGCAAGAUGUUCAUCAUUAUUUGUCUUCUUUUCAUUCAGGACGUUACUGGGCUAACAUUUCUGAUACCAUACUCACUGGAUCAUAUCGUCAAUGGUCAGAGGGUCGUUUUGGCAGCCGUGUGUAUUCCCCUGGGGAAACUGUGUAUCAUACUUGGGGUGACGUCACAGCAAUGCAUUGGACAGCUGGAACGUGGAUGGUGGAAUAUGGGCGUGGCUUUAUUCCUUCCACGCUCGGAUUUGCUUUGGCUGAUUCUAUUUUUAGCACAACGGAUUUCAUCCAGAUUUUCAAAAUUGCUAGAAUGUACGCAAGAGCUUUAGUCCAGGAAACAUUGUUUCAGGUUUUUGAAUUUAUUGAAAUGAUGAAGAAGUGAUGUUUGUCAUAGCGUCUCGGUCUGUAUUUGCAUUGAUUUGUUUACUAAAAUGACCCUCUGCUGCACACAGCCUAUGGACUUAGAUAUGUGUUGAGUCAGAAGCCCAUAAACAGGAGCGAGCAACUCCCAUACUAGGCCUAUGUCACGGUGUUUUUACGGACCAGUUUAUUUCUAGACAGAUUUUAGGGCACUUUUUCCCGUGAAAAUAGAAUCUCCAGCAUGUCUAUGAGCACAUUUGAAGUAAAAGAUAUCAAAAAGGAAACUAAACGAAAAUAUCAUUUUUAAGUCAGUCUGUAGGUUUUGCUGACUGGUUUGUGGAAUUUAAAUGAUAUUCAAAAUUCGCACCAAAACCGUUCUAAAAAUAGGCUGGUCUCUGAAAACCCUGUGACACGAUUGCGUGGAAGUUGCUUAUGGGCUCCGCAGCCUCAGUAAAGUCUUAGAUCCUGUGUGAAAUGCAGUAGGUAACACGGAGGUGUAUACAACUCUUGAGUGAGAGUAGCCCUAUGUUUAAUAGUAACCGACACAAGCUACUACUAGCAGUGUUCAAAGCUAGCUCAAAGUCUGUGAUAACUUAAAAAUACAAUGCGCUGUAAAGCAAAACAGAU
Messenger RNA from Porites evermanni, 2342 nucleotides. The record is from the annotation of a GenBank genome assembly. Lineage: Eukaryota; Metazoa; Cnidaria; Anthozoa; Scleractinia; Poritidae.